GAAAACCCCCACUUUAUUCGCAUCCAUGAACACUUCCUGUAAAAAAAACAAUCACUCUCUCCCGAUUGGUCGAAUUUAAAAAUAUAGACCGCGACAGUUUGGGCUGAAGAAGGAUUUCUGAUGCGAUCAAUAUUUUGGGAAUCAGUUCUGUCACGAGGAUGGAAUCGUGUUUUUACAACAAAUUGGAAAGCGUGGAGCGGGACGUUAACUUCGACGACUUGAAGAAAGACCUAUUUUCUGAGUUUAAUUCCAUAGACUCACAGGAGUCUUGCCUGGAAGAGCAUGAACACUUGCAGGUGUACCUUCGCAUUCGACCAUUCACAUCAGCUGAGAGUGAAAAUGGCGAAUCACAGGACUGCGUUUCCAUCGAGCUCCCGGACACAGUCCUCCUUAAGGCUCCAAGGACUUCGCUCUCAGCACGGCUCCGUGACAAGUCGGCUCAACGGUUUCAAUUCUCACAGGUCUUAGGGCCAGAAACCACUCAGAGGGAGAUGUUUGACGGCACAGUGAGAGGUCUCGUCAAGGAGGUUCUGGAAGGCGGAAAUUCUCUGGUUUUCACAUAUGGAGUGACAAAUGCGGGAAAGACAUUCACUUUUCUAGGUCCAGAGGCCAACGCAGGGAUCCUCCCCAGGUCUUUGAAUGUCAUCUUCAACAGCAUUGAGGGGCGUGUUUACAACCAGAUGACUAUCAAGCCACAGCGAUGCAGAGAGUUCAUCAGGCUCACUAAAGACCAGCAGAGUGAAGAGGCCACUAACAAGAGAAAUCUCUUCAGGCUCCUCAAGGAGAGUGAUAACCAGAAAAGCUUCACCAACAAGACAACCCUGGAAGGGUCCACACUAAGUGACAUUGAGGGGACUGUGACGGAACAACGUUUCAGUCUGGUUGUUGAAGCACACACCAAGUUCUCCGUCUGGGUGUCCUUCUGUGAAAUCUACAACGAGAACAUUCACGACCUGCUGGAGCCCUUACCGAUCGGAGCCCAGAAGAGAACCACACUGCGGCUGUCGCAGGAUGUCAAAGGCAACUCCUUUGUAAAAGGUCUGAAGUGGGUACAAGUGAACGAUGCGGAGGAGGCCUACAAGGUGAUGAAGCUAGGGAAGAAGAACCAGAGCUUCGCCAGCACAAAGCUCAACCUCCUAUCGAGCAGGAGCCACAGCAUAUUUUCUGUUCGUAUCCUGCGGAUGGAAGAUGCUAGGAUUCCUCGUGUUAACUCUAUCAGCGAGCUGUCCCUGUGUGACCUGGCUGGGUCUGAGAGGUGUGCUAAAACUCAGAAUAAAGGGGAGCGUUUGAAAGAGGCUGGGAACAUCAACACUUCCCUGAUGACACUGGGCAAGUGCAUCAACACAUUACGGCAAAGCCAGCAAUCCAAGCUACCACAGCACGUCCCCUUCAGGGAGAGCAAGCUGACCCACUACCUACAGGGUUUCUUCUGUGGGCGGGGCAAGGCCUGCAUGAUAGUCAACGUCAACCAGUGUGCCUCCAUGUAUGACGAGACGCUCAACGUGCUUAAGUUCUCCGCCGUGGCUCAGAAGGUAGUGGUGCUGACCACCAAGACCGUCCCCCACCUCGUCAACAAGAGGUCAGCCCGGGAACUGUCCAUGAUUAUCAACAACGCAGACAGGAAGUACCUGUUGGGUCAGAAGAGAAGGAGCUCCCUGGUUGGCUGGGAGACCAGUCUGGAGGACGUGCAGGAGCAUGACGACACAGAGGAGGAAGAGGAGAGCGUGAUGGAGACCAUGCAGGAAGUGGACGAUGACGAAAUGGUUCUCAUCAAUAAAGACAUUUAUGAGAGCCAGCUACUCCAGUUGACGGAGCUCCGGGAACAGCUCCAGAAAGAGAGGUCUGAAAACGUUGCUUUGGAAUCCCGGGUCCGUGACGAGGUCACCAAUGAGUUCUCGGAGUUCUUCUCUGAAAUGCAGACCGAUUACAAGGAGCGUCUGGCCAAAGAGGAGAAGAAUGUCGAGGAGAGAGCAGAGAAGCAUCUAGAGAUCCUGACAAAUCUAGUGAACAUUAACACCAGUCAAGAGGAGUUGGACAGAGUAGAGCGAGCCACAGAGGACAGCUCGUCAUUGGGAGGGAUGUUUGACUCCAUGUGCAGUGACCUGGCAGGCAUAAAGAAGGCGGCUGAGGAGGCCAAGACAUGUCUGGUGGUCACCCAACCCAGUAGUGAAACUAUCUCCAAUCUGGAGAAGAGAGUGGAUGAUCUCUCGGCGCUGCUGAGCCAAGCCCAGGAGCAGCUCGCUGUCAAAACCAAUGAACUAGAACAUUAUUGCAGACAAGCACAGCAAUCGAACGAACAGCUUGAAGAGGCUAGGAAGACUCUCGAGUCUCAGGAGCUGAAAUUCUCCCACCUCCUGGAGAUGUGUCAUGAGAAGGAUGAGAUGAUCACCAGGCUUCAGCACACUGUAGACCAACAGGUCCAAGCCAUGAUCAAAGAUAAGACUAAAUUUGACGGCAUCAAGGAUGAGAUCCUGCAACUGAAGAGCAGCUGGACUUGCUCCAGAGGGGAGAGGCCCAGCUCUCGCGCAGAGAGCCGCAAACGGCUGGUGGACCUCCAGGCCAACCUGGAGGACCAGCCCCCCAGCAAGAAAGGGUUCCUGGGGAGAGGAGAGGCCCGACAGCAGAUCUCAGAACAGCAGCUGGAGGUGCUAAAAGAGAAUCUGGCCCCACAGAAACUGAACUUGGCGCAGCUCAGGGCAGAAAUGAAGGCUGAAGCCAUGGCCCACCUCGACAGCGAGAACUCUGUAGCUGAGGUCGUGACCUUGAAGGGAAAGAUGGCUGCAUUGGAGGAGAAGCAGUACACCCACCAAAAGGAGAGGGAGUCGGCCAUAACCGUGUCACAGUUGUGUAACGACGAGCUCAUGUCCCAAACGAAGAGAGUAGCAGAGUUGGAGAAGACACUGUUUGAGAAAGAGGUGCAGGUGUCAGGCCUGCAGAGAAGCCUGAGGGAGGCGCAGGAGAUGCGGGAGGAUGAGACCGCUACGGUGCAGGAGGCUCGUAAGAGGGAGGUGGAGAGGAGGAGGGAGUUGCUGGCUGUGGCUGAAGAGGCCAUCACUCAGAAGAAUGCUGAGCUGGAGAGGAGAGAGCAGGUCAUCACCAGAUUGAAGGAGACGGCUAAACUUGACUCCGACAAAGUGAAGAGUUUGAGCUUGGACCUUGAGAGGAAAGACGAUGACACUUCUGAUCUCAAAGAGAAGCUGUUCGACUCAAAAAAACAGAUGCAGCAAGUUCAAAUGGAGAUCAUUUCCAUGCGAGAAGAGGAGAAAUCUCUCAAACUAAAACUGCAGGACUUGGAGAAAGUGAAGAAACGGCAGCAGGCAGACUUGGCUAAUAAAGACAGGACCAUACAGCAACUGAAAACGGAACAGUCUGCUGACGAGAACCUCAAGCUUUGUCCGAACAUCUGUAAAGACCUUCAGGCUAAGGAGCGUAUGCUGGAGGACAUGCGUCUGGCUCUGAUUGAACAGGAGGAUACCCAGACCCAACAGGAGCAGGUGUUAGAGGCCAAACUGGAUGAGAUUGACGCCCUCACUGAAGAGGUGGAUAAACUGAAAGGACUGUUACGCUACCAAGACAGUGGAAAAGACACUGGAGCCCUGAGAGACAGCCAAUCGGACGAGGCCAAGCUAGCCAUACAGGACGCAGUUCAGGCUCAAGUGACCUUGAAGCUGUGUACUGAGAAACAUCAAGCUGACAGGAGGAAGUGGCUUGAAGAGAAGACUGUUCUGAUCCGGCUGGCCAAGGAGGCCGAGGAUAAGAGGAACCAGGAGAUGAGGAAGUUUGCAGACGGCCGCAAGCGUCACGCCAAACAGCAAACCCAAGUGGAAGGUCUGGUGGCCCAGCUCACUGAGAAGGAGCAGGACCUAGUGAAGUGGAGGAAAGAGAGGGACUCCCUGGUGACAGCUCUGGAGGUCCAGCUAACCAAACUCCUCUCCAGCAUCGCAGACAAGGAUGAACAGAUAGCCAGUCUCCGCUGCCAUGCCUCCUCUCAGCCAGCAGAGAGGGACCAUGGCCAGGUGGAGGUAGAGGAGCUGCAAGGCCUUCUGUCUGACAGAGACACUGAGAUUCUUAACCUGAAGGAACAACUGAAAACUGCAUCCAAAGCCAGCAGCGACGUCUCAGCCCCUACUAAACACAGAGAGACAGCCAAUCAGACUAAAGCAGAGGAGUGCCUUCCCAAAGUCCGUGACAGGACUCUCCAUGACAACGGUCAACUAGUACACGGCGUAAAGGCGUUGAAGAGGACCAGUCAGGGGUCUGGGGGCGACCCAUCGGUGCUCGACUCCUCAGAGAUCUCCACAGAAGGAGGCAGGACCAGCCGCUUCCCCAAGCCUGAGCUUGAGAUCUCCUUCAGCCCGCUGCAGCCCAACAGGAUGGUCCUGAAACGCCAGGGAGAGGCUGUGGUCAACGUCAAAAUCACCCGCAAGAGGAAGAGCGCUGAGAUUGACAAGAAGAGCGGAUGGCGCAGUCCAGCUAAAAGGAGAGCAACGCAUGAACUCCCAUCUCAGUCUCCUAACUCUCAUCUCUGCGCUGGUGUUUCUCAGGAUGCGGUGCACAAGGAGAACCAUAGAAACCCCAGAACCAGACUGGCUCCUAAACUGGCUGUGCAUCAAGAGGUGCCAUCUCCGGCCAGGGGCAGUAAAGACCCGGGAUCCAUAAGGCCCCAGGACUCCCAGUCCAGCUUGCAUAGCAGGAAAGAAGGAACGAUGCAGAAGAUCGGAGUCUUCGGUAGCAAGGCUAAAAAGAUAAUGGGAUUGGUGAGCGGGAAAUCCCCUGAGACGGAAAGGGGGUCGUCCAUGAGCGUUAGACCCAUGAAGUCCAAGUGGAAGCUGUACAGACCAGAGAUCUCCUCCCUGAUAGACUUCUCCUCCCACCCGGUGAGAACCCACAGCCAGCUGCACAUCCCUUUGAUUAGGCCUGGGCAAUAUGGCCAAAAUCAUCAGUGGAGUUCCAGACGAGAAAGAGAGUGACCAUCUCAUCGUCAAGAGAGAACUCCGGACUGAAGUCAAAGACGCUGCUCUUAAUGGUACAGGGUAAUGAAUGAAUUGAUUUUUUAAUGAAGGACAUCUUGAGGUUUCCAGAAGUCGUGUAUUUUCUGAAAUCACUUCCUCUUAGCUGCCUGUUUUCUUUCAUAUAGUCUUCAUUUAGCACUUCAUUCUAUUUUAUUUCUACGUAUUUAACGUUGCACAUAUGAUUAUUUCUCUCCAUUGUGUGCUAUGUAUAAUAUGAUUUAACAGAAUAUAAUCAAGUAUUUUUAUUCUCAGUCCAGAACAUCAUCGUGGUAAUGCAGUAAUCUGAAGAUUUAGUAUAGUACUUUAUAAAAACACAGUAUAGUACUUUACUGUGAUCAUCUCAACGAUGUUCAUGUAAAAACACAGUAUAUUACUUUACUGUGAUCAUCUCAACGAUGUUCACGUAAAAACACAGAGUACUUUACUGUGAUCAUCUCAAUGAUAUUCAUGUAAAAACACAGUAUAGUACUUUAUUGUGAUCAUCUCAACAAUGUUCAUGUAAAAACACAGUAUAGUACUUUUAUAAAAACACAGUAUAAUACUUUACUGUGAUCAUCUCAAUGAUGUUCAUGUAAAAACACAAUAUAGUACUUUUAAAAAAAAGUUUAAAAAAAGAUCUGUAUGCUGAUGACACAAUUAUUCAUUUAUGCGUAUCUAAUAUUCAGAAGGCUUUUCAGGACUUACAGUACAGACUUACAGGCUUUUGAUGUUAUUCAAAGGCAGCUUUUCCAAUUGAAACUUAAUGCAAGGAAAACAAAAUGUAUGGUUUUCUCUUCCCUGAAAGUAAACAGAUGGAGUCACUUGCAGAUUUUAACUAUAAAAUUCCAGCAAAUUGAUAGGGUCAUCUCCUAUAAGUAUCUUGGGAUUUAGUAAAGUACUUUAUUGGGAUCAUCACAACAAUGUUCAUGUAAAAAAACACUAGUUUAUUUUUGUGGAGCAGAAUGAAUAUCUCACUAGGGACAACCACUACCAAGUCCUAUUUGUGUUGAUAAUGCAUGGUGUAACAUAGAUAUAGGGCCCUAUUCAAUCAGCUCUGCUACUCAGCGUAGUAUCUGGGAUAAGACGGAACACCAUCACAAGCUGCUCUUUUGGUUUAACUCAGGAAACCUUCUUUUAUUUACUAAAUGAAUCUAAAUGUUUUUCCCAGUCUCCUUUUCAAUACCACUGCUAACAUAUACCAAGGUGGUUUAAUAAAACAGGUACUAUUCCUUUGUAAUACUGUACUGCUAACAUAUACCAAGGUGGUUGAAGAAAACACUACUAUUCCUUUAAUAGUAAAACACUACUAUUCCUUUGUAAUACUGUACUGCUAUCAUAUACCAAGGUGGUUGAAGAAAACACUACUAUUCCUUUGUAAUACUGUACUGCUAACAUAUACCAAGGUGGUUUAAUAAAACACUACUAUUCCUUUGUAAUACUGUACUGCUAACAUAUACCCAGGUGGUUUAAUAAAACACUACUAUUCCUUUGUAAUACUGUACUGCUAACAUAUACCCAGGUGGUUUAAUAAAACACUACUAUUCCUUUGUAAUACUGUACUGCUAACAUAUACCAAGGUGGUUUAAUAAAACACUACUAUUCCUUUGUAAUACUGUACUGCUAACAUAUACCCAAGUGGUUUAAUAAAACACUAUAACCUGG
Molecule: messenger RNA, 6653 nt
Organism: Salmo salar (Atlantic salmon)
Lineage: Eukaryota; Metazoa; Chordata; Actinopteri; Salmoniformes; Salmonidae
Source: RefSeq, a predicted model, not a curated record